Messenger RNA from Exserohilum turcica Et28A, 1186 nucleotides. RefSeq lists its product as uncharacterized. Gene Ontology annotation, cellular component: mitochondrial nucleoid; acetolactate synthase complex. Gene Ontology annotation, biological process: branched-chain amino acid biosynthetic process. The transcript is spliced from 2 exons. The coding region runs from base 7 to 984 and encodes 325 amino acids. Gene Ontology annotation, molecular function: acetolactate synthase regulator activity. The record is from RefSeq and is a predicted model, not a curated record. NCBI's taxonomy places the organism in Eukaryota, Fungi, Ascomycota, Dothideomycetes, Pleosporales, Pleosporaceae.
AUCGACAUGGCCUCCAGGCGCGCAGUACUGCCGCUGCGCAGCUUGCUCAGCAGGCAAUGUGCGGGCUCCCUCCGCCUCCAGCAGCGCGCCUCCAGCUCCUCGUCGACACAGGCUCUGGCCUACAAGGCCCUCCACCGCCGCAUCGCGCCGCUGCCCACGGAAGACCGCCCUCCUGCAUGGUCGGCCCCGGCUGCCGUCAGCAACAUCAUCUACGAGACGCCGUUGCCCUCGCAGGCCCCGCCCAAGAGUCACAUCCUCAAUUGCCUGGUGCAGAACGAGCCCGGUGUGCUGUCGCGAGUGUCGGGCAUCCUGGCCGCCCGCGGCUUCAACAUUGACAGCCUGGUCGUCUGCAACACCGAGGUCGACGAUCUCUCCCGCAUGACGAUUGUGCUGCAGGGCCAGGAUGGCGUUAUAGAGCAGGCCCGCCGCCAAUUGGAGGACCUGGUGCCCGUGUGGGCGGUGCUCGACUACACGCAGUCUCCGCUGGUCCAGCGUGAGCUGCUGCUUGCCAAAGUUUCGAUUCUCGGCCCCGAGUACUUUGAGGAGCUGCUUGCCCACCACCGCGAGAUGGCCCAGCCGCCGGAGACGGACGGACACGAAAGCGAGCACACCUCGGAUGAGGCGCGGAAUGCGGCGGCGCACGAGGCCGCACGUGAGUCGCUGAGGAGGGACUACCAUCCGACAAACCUGCCCGUCAGUCAGGCGCUUCGGCACAAGCAUGAGCAUCUGCGCGCCAUUACAUUUAUGACUCAUCAGUUUGGCGGAAAGGUGUUGGACAUCAGCACAAACAACUGUAUAGUGGAGGUGUCAGCAAAGUCUACCAGGAUCGACUCUUUCAUGAAGCUCAUUGCUCCGUUCGGCAUCCUGGAGUCUGCAAGGACUGGUCUGAUGGCGCUGCCCCGCUCACCGCUCCACGCGAGUGCCGAGGUGGAGGAGAUGGAGGCACAGGACGUCGUCGACAACAGCCUGCUUCCCCCGGGCUAAGCAUUUGAUGGGCCACGUCAAGCUUUUUCUUGUGUCUACAUAGUGCGGAUCAUACAUAUACGUAUAUAGCAUGGCGUUUUCCCGGGGCGAAACUGGCUAUGGGCGGGAGGCUGCAGUAGUGCUUGAUUCGUUCCGAAAACGCAAAAUGACGUGAUGCCUCGAUAUUGCAAGCGAAAUUCAAUCUAUCCUCUGUACAACGUAC